This is a messenger RNA of Poecilia latipinna (sailfin molly), 1352 nucleotides long. RefSeq lists its product as uncharacterized. The coding region runs from base 30 to 707 and encodes 225 amino acids. The transcript is spliced from 6 exons. Lineage: Eukaryota; Metazoa; Chordata; Actinopteri; Cyprinodontiformes; Poeciliidae. The record is from RefSeq and is a predicted model, not a curated record.
AGAAAAGAGACUCUGAGCUGCAGCUCUUCAUGCAGGCGGGGAGGAGGCGGACAGAGAACCACAACCAGAAACCGGCAGGUAUCACACAGGUUCGGGGGUUUCUGCUCGGCAUGGACCUCUCUGGGAUCUGCCGGCUGCUUGCGUUGACAGGUUUGGUGCAGCUGUUGCUUCCUGCAGCUGCUGACCUUUCACCUCUGAACUGCAGCGUCAGUCGACUUCCAACCCGUUUCUUUAGGUACCAGCUGUCCCAGUGGACCGCCUCAGAUGACUGCGACACACAGUGGGCAGACCGAGAUGUUGUGAUCGCCCAGGGUUCUUCAGUCAAUGAGAGCCUGGUAGAGAACGUGACCGUCGACCACAUCGACCUGAAGAUCUGCCAUCCUCACCUGAUGCACGUCACCAAGUGUUUGAAAGUGAAACAAACUUCACCAACAGAGAAUAAAUUUGAUUGGACUGUUGACUGCAGAGUGAACUGCAGCCUCUUGGAGCUUGAUGAUGUUCCUCCACCAACCAAGUUUUGCUUUUCUGAAUCCGUGUGCGUCGACAGUUUGACAGCAUUUCUCUUCCCCGGUGCUGCAGUUGCUGUGAUUCUCGUGGGUUUGAUCAUCUGGUUUGCCGUCCACAAAUACAAACUGAGAAAAUCUGCAACUGCAAACUCAUCAUACAGUCCGCCAACUCAAAUACAAACCAAAGGUCAUGUGAUCUGAGGCCUGUUUCUGCCUGAAGUCAUUUGGCAGCUUCCUCAUCUUGUUUGAGCUUAAUACAGAGUUCAUCUACACCAUCCAGUUAUUUCAGAAAAGUCUUUAAGGUCUUUCAUAGGAACCAGCUUUGUUGGGUUAUCGGCAUUAAAUUACGGUUUUCUGACUGCUGCUUAGGUAUGUUAGGAGAAGAGCCGCUUCCUUUCCUGGAGCCAGAAACGUUUCUGUCUGCAGUCUGAACAAACGUUCAGACGUGUCAUAAAUCUGCAUCAACAUAACAUCACUAAGUUUUGCUUUAUUGUUUCUUAGUUUCCUUCUAUGAUUUAAUGACAUUUGGAAGAUUCUUGGAAGGAUGCAACCUCUGAAUCAAGAAAAAGAAAAUUAGCUUUGGAACAACAUGAGCUCACCGUUUUUACUGAUUUUAGUGUUUCUAUUGCUUUUACUGUAUUUUCUGCCUCUGAGGUUAAUUAGGUCCGUGUGAUGCACAAAGCUGCUACUUAAUAUCAUUUCUGUUGAUGCUUUGAUGCCAUUAAUAAAUCCUGUAAGGUGUGAAUAUUGAAUUGCUUUUGUUUCUGUGUAAAACUGGUGCUGUAGUUAAACUGAUUCAGCUGCAUUUCAUUCUGACUUCUGCAAUAAAAAUCAUUUUUACUAAAC